Dermacentor andersoni is the source of this 1023-nucleotide messenger RNA. RefSeq lists its product as uncharacterized. Gene Ontology annotation, molecular function: hexosyltransferase activity. The record is from RefSeq and is a predicted model, not a curated record. Gene Ontology annotation, biological process: protein O-linked glycosylation. Lineage: Eukaryota; Metazoa; Arthropoda; Arachnida; Ixodida; Ixodidae. Gene Ontology annotation, cellular component: Golgi membrane.
AUGCUCCUGCUGAUGCUCCUCGCCUACGCUUUCAUUUGGUUUUUGCUCACGUCGUUCACCAACUCAAUAGACAAGGAGGCGCCUUUGAGAUGGUUCCCGGAUACAAAUAUAGCCAGGAUAAGCUUACCAGCAGAGCGGGUGCACAACAAACCUAACGACUACCUCAUAAACCCAACAAAUGUGUGCCCGACAGAGGCACCUGUCGACUACCUUUUCCUGGUCUUGUCGGCACCGGAAUAUGUAGACACACGCAACGUCAUACGACACACGUGGGCCAAAGACGUGAGAAGGUCCUCCGGUAACAGGGUGCUGUUCCUCUUCGGCAAGCCCAGCACCGCCAAACUGCAGAGCGCCCUCGAGUUGGAGUCGUUAAGGUACAGAGAUAUCGUGCAAGAGGACUUCUCGGACACAUACCGAAACUUGUCCCUCAAGUCGGUCAUGCUCCUUCGCUGGGCAUACCUCCAUUGUCCGCAGGCCCGAUUCGUGGUGAAGAUCGAUGACGACUGCUUCCCGAACGUGGCCAACUUUUACCGAGCCAUGCACGGGCAGCCAGAGGACGUCAUCUACGGCGAACUGUUACAUAAACACAUCCCUUCACGGGACCCACUGGACAAGUGGUACGUCCCUUACGAAGAGUUGCCGGCUGACGUGUUUCCCGACUACAUACACGGCGCCAUGUACGUUAUCGGUGGCCGCGUGGUGGAUCUGCUGUACAGAGCUACAGGACAUGUGCAACCCGUAAGCAUGGAAGACGUCUACAUUACCGGAAUGUGUGCGGAGCGCGCCGGCAUCGACAGAACGCGCCUCGCCGGAGCGAGCAACAACAAGCUGUCGACACUGUGUGAAUACAAGAGGGCCAUCUACGGCCAUCACGUGACCGCUGAGGAAAUGAGCAAAGUGUGGUACGCCAUGAAGCGGCUAGAGUACAAGUGCCACCGUCUCUUCUUUACCUUUCACGUGUGCUACUGCCAUGCUGUGGACAGCGAGGCCCAGCCAAGGUUCAUUGAGGCACCAGUUCUUUGA